Heterocephalus glaber (naked mole-rat) is the source of this 2131-nucleotide messenger RNA. RefSeq names its product G protein-coupled receptor 62 (gene Gpr62). Gene Ontology annotation, cellular component: endosome; plasma membrane; signaling receptor complex. Gene Ontology annotation, molecular function: G protein-coupled receptor activity. The record is from RefSeq and is a predicted model, not a curated record. Gene Ontology annotation, biological process: G protein-coupled receptor signaling pathway. Lineage: Eukaryota; Metazoa; Chordata; Mammalia; Rodentia; Bathyergidae.
GAGGCCCAGAUUAUACCUAAGGGUCUUCCUGCUCCUUCUAACCAGUUUGAGCUAACUGGUCCGAUCACCCCUGCACACAUACAUCCCACUCUGGGAAAGGCAGGACAGGGCCUGGCUGGCUCCAAAGGGACACUGUAACUCCCUCAGUCUCAGCUCCAGCCUGGCACCUGCUCUGCCCACCCCCGUACAGCAGUGCCUCCAGCCUCUAGCUGGCAGCUGCUAGGACCCAGGGGGCUGGCGCCAGGCCCUGCCCCUCCCUUGCCAGCUCCGUGUGUCUCCAAAGGACAACAUCAGAGUGACAGCCAGUACCAUCUCCGACAGAGGCUGAGUUGCUGGAGCCGGGCUGGGGCAAGGGGAGAGCGCCGGCAGGCUCAGACUUUCACUCUCCAAGGCACCAGCCAAGCCCCCAAGAGAAUGGUAGCCCGAGUGUUGGAGUCCCCUCCUGGGCAGCCUAUGAGGUGAGGGGCCAGAGGAGCAAGGGACAGGUAAUGGGAAGUGAGGCGCUGAAGGAUCCCGUCCACCCUCUGCGUAUCACCACAGGUGAAGCCUGAGCACUCCAAUGGCCAACACCACAGUGCUGAUCGUCACCGUCACCGAACUCGCAGGCUCGGUAGGCUUGAUCCUGGCUGUUCUCGUGGAGGUGGGGGCCCUGCUGGGCAACGGGGCACUGCUCGUCGUGGUGCUGCGCACUCCAGGACUGCAAGACGCGCUCUACCUGGUGCACCUGUGCGUAGUGGACCUGCUAGCGGCCGCCUCCAUCAUGCCGCUGGGCCUGCUGGCCGCGCCCCCUCCCGGGCUGGGCCACGUGCGCCUGGGCCCCGCGCCGUGCCGUGCCGCACGGUUCCUCUCCGCGGCGCUGCUGCCCGCAUGCACGCUCGGUGUGGCCGCGCUUGGCCUGGCGCGCUAUCGCUUCAUCGCACAUCCGCUACGGCCAGGCGGGCGGCCGGCGCCCGGACUUGUGCUCACGGCCGUGUGGGCCACCGCCGGGCUCCUGGGUGCGCUGUCCUUGCUUGGGCCACCGCCCGCGCCGCCCCCAGCGCCGGCGCGCUGCUCUGUCCUGGUCGGGGGUCUUGGACCCUUCCGGCCGCUCUGGGCGCUGCUGGUCUUCGCGCUGCCAGCGCUCCUGCUGCUCGGCGCCUAUGGCAGCAUCUUCCUCGUGGCGCGCCGGGCCGCCCUGCGUCCCCCGCUGCCUGCGCGCGGCGCCCGGCUGCGCUCAGACUCUCUGGACAGCCGCCUCUCCUUCUUGCCGACCCUCCGGCCUCGCCUGCCUAAGGGCAAGGCGGCCCUGGCCCCAGCUCUGGCCGUGGGCCAGUUUGCAGCUUGCUGGCUGCCUUAUGGCUGCGCGUGUCUGGCACCCGCGGCGCGGGCCGCAGAGGCCGAGGCAGCUGUCACCUGGGUGGCCUACUCGGCCUUUGCCGCUCACCCCUUCCUGUACGGCUUGCUGCAGCGCCCUGUGCGUUUGGCGCUGGGCCGCCUUACCCGCCGUGCUCUGCCCCGGGUGCCAAAAGCCUGGUACCCUCGAGCCCUUCUGCAGCGCCUCAAAGGACCCCCAGAUGGCCCUGCCCUAGGCCCUUCUGCGGCACCCCAGCAGGCCCGCGAAUUGGCAGGAGGACCCAGCCUGAGCCUACCAGAGACCACUUGAGAGCUCCCUCUCUUGACUGGAGAAAGGACGGUGCUAUCAGAGGAGACCUAUCCCACCUCCUGCAUGGGUGGCAGCAGGUGUUCAGCCUGGACUUUUGGCUCUGAAAUGGGAUUUUGUCUGCAGUCUGGCAAGGCCCAGAGACUUCUUAGGAAUCCUGGGUUCUGGGCCAAACAUGGCAUGGCCUUGUGCACAACCUACUCUCCUGAGACCUGUUUCCCCAUCUGUACCCUGAACCAUUUCUGAGGGCCCCUCCAGCACAGGUUGUGAAACUCAUGGAUGGUCCCCAAGUCCAGGGAGCACAGAAGGUGGCAGGGCCCACAGACAAAAGGUCCACAGCUAAAGUGAUGGGCCAAGCAGCGAAGGGUGUGAGGUAUAUCCACAGAAGGAGGAACCAGGGGAGAAACACUCAGAAGGACUUCCCUGAUAUCUGAACCAGGGAGAGGCUGGACAAAGCUACUGCUCUUCUAUCUACUUUUACAAUGUCCAGAA